CUCUCAUGUGAUCAAUGCCAAGCUUAUCAGACGCUUCUCAUUGGUCUAGAUGAUAGAGAGGAAACGCGCUGAUCAUGGAAACGGAUUUUUGCAAUUUGGGGUGUUGAUUGCUUUUGUGCGCGAUAAAUUCGUGAAACUAUAUUGAACAGUAUUGCUUUGAGUAAUUUCUACAUAGCUUGCGGUAGAUUUACUUUUCAGUACAACGAGCCCUAAGAGACGAUUAUUUGUCUCUACUGAUUUCGCUGUGCAAGCAAGCACCUAUCGCAAUUAUGCUGGAUAUGGAAAUGGGCGACGUGAAAGCCUCAGAUGAGGCUGUGACCAUUGCUACUGAUUCUACUUGUUCAUCAGACAGAGGAAAGAUAGAUACUCCCGAGGCGCGCAACUCGCUUUCCCAAAAAGAACCCGUUGUGAGUAUGAUCCCCAAAGACUCUACUCCAGCCGCGACAGAACAACCAGUCAGCGUAAGUAGCGAGCCGCAGUACCCCGAGGGUCUUAAACUGGUCUCUAUUAUACUGGCGCUGUGUUUGGCUGUAUUCUUGGUGGCGCUGGAUCAGACGAUUAUUUCUACUGCUAUUCCGAAGAUUACGGAUCAUUUCAAAAGUACGGGAGAUAUUGGUUGGUAUGGAUCAAGCUACUUACUUACGAAAGCGGCGUUGCAGCCUAGUUUUGGAAGGAUAUACUCUAUCUUCAGCAUCAAAUAUACCUUCUUGACUGCCAUUGCCAUCUUUGAGCUUGGCUCCUUACUCUGCGCUACGGCAAGGAGCAGCAAUAUGCUGAUCGUUGGCCGAGCUAUCGCUGGAGCGGGAGUAGGAGGUCUGUUUACGGGUUCGAUUAUCAUUGUUGUGUAUAGUUUACCGCUGCGUAAGAGGCCACUGGCAAUGGGUAUAAUUAGUAGUAUGUGGGGAAUAGCAUCAGUCGCCGGACCAUUGCUCGGCGGCGUCUUUACGCAACCUCCCAUCGGAGCCUUCUGUGUCGCUGUAAUAUCUCUCAUCCUUCACAUCAACCGCCCCAAUAAUCCCUCCUCUCUUACCCUCAAACAACGCAUCUUAAAGCUCGACCUCCUCGGUGCCUCCCUCCUCAUUCCUGCCAUAAUCUGUCUCCUCCUCCCUCUCCAAUGGGGUGGCUCUACUUACCCUUGGAACAGCGGCCACAUUAUCGGCCUCUUCGUCACCUCAGCUAUUCUCACCCUCCUAUUCAUAUGCACGCAAAUCCGGCUCGGCGAGGCCGGAACCCUCCCUCCAUACCUCUUCCAAAACCGGAACACUGUAUGCGCAUUCGCAUUCUCCGCAUUUUUCGGUGCUGGUUUCUUCAGUCUCUCCUACUACCUCCCGGUAUAUUUCCAAAGCGUCAAAGGCUCCUCGGCCCUGCACGCUGGAAUCCAAAUGCUCCCCUUACUCCUCGCAUGCACGGUCAGUUCCACCGGAACCGGGGCUGCGAUCUCCGCACUCGGGUACUACACCCCAAUCAUGCUCAUCUGCAUGGUGUUAUUUGCCAUUGGCUCUGGGCUACUAACCACGCUGUCGGUCACCACGUCAUAUGCGCGGAACGCAGGGUUUCAGGUUCUUACCGGCCUGGGUGUGGGCGUUGGGUUCGAGAGCGGGAUUAUUGUCGCGCAGACAGUGAUGUCAAACAAGCGGAUUCCGGUGGCUAUAUCUUGUGUUUCGUUGUUUAUGACGCUGGGUGGGGCGGUCUUUGUGCCGGUUUCGCAGACCCUGUUUCAAAAUAAGUUGGUAGAGGGGGUUGAGGAGAGGGUCCCAGGGUUAGAUGCGAGGGCAUUCUUGGAUAGUGGGGUUACGGAGAUUAGGGCGCUAUUAGAAACAUGGGGGCAGGAGGGACAAUUGGAGAAGGUAUUGGAGGCGUAUGCGGAGGGGUUGAGGGCGACAUUUUGGGUUUCGACGGCCUGUGCUAUUGGGGGUUUUCUGGCUGCCUGUGGAUUGGAGUGGAAGAGUGUAAGGAAGGAGAAAGAGGGGCAUUGACCUAGUGAAAUUGGAACAAUAGGAAUUUUUGUAUGCUGUGAUGGACGGGAAGUUGGUAUAUGAAACAAAAAAUACGAUUUGCAUGUUUUGAGGCUGUAAGCGUAAACAAAAUUGAUAGAAUAUACGAAUAUAAAGGACAAGAUAUUAUAGGGGGAAAAUAGUUUGGAGUAUGUGGGUAACCAUCAACAG
Botrytis sinoallii is the source of this 2165-nucleotide messenger RNA. RefSeq lists its product as uncharacterized. Gene Ontology annotation, biological process: transmembrane transport. NCBI's taxonomy places the organism in Eukaryota, Fungi, Ascomycota, Leotiomycetes, Helotiales, Sclerotiniaceae. The record is from RefSeq and is a predicted model, not a curated record. The coding region runs from base 270 to 1976 and encodes 568 amino acids. Gene Ontology annotation, molecular function: transmembrane transporter activity. The transcript is spliced from 6 exons.